Cyphellophora attinorum is the source of this 693-nucleotide messenger RNA. RefSeq lists its product as uncharacterized. Bases 1 to 693 code for a protein of 230 amino acids. The record is from RefSeq and is a predicted model, not a curated record. The transcript is spliced from 2 exons. NCBI's taxonomy places the organism in Eukaryota, Fungi, Ascomycota, Eurotiomycetes, Chaetothyriales, Cyphellophoraceae.
AUGCUUACUUGCUGGGCUCUGCUCUGCAGUAGCUUUGCCCUGGCGACAGAUGUGGACACGCCGAGCGACGCACAAGUCGCUCCAGAUGUUUGGGAGCCUGAUUUCAGCGAAUACGGCCAACAUCCAAGCCCCGGACCCGCACUUAGAGAGUUCCUUGAGAAGCGUCAGCUUGGGACGGAUCCCCCCGCCAAAGACCUAACGGGACAAACGACUCCUGGAGGUGGGAGGUAUCCGAAGCAGAAUCCGCCGGUCACAGGAUACGGCGGUCAAGUGUGGGAAUGUCCCAAUAGACAAUGGGGAGUUUCGGAGGGUGGUGAAUACAACAAUGUAUGCAGACGAGUCAAGAUCGAGAACGGAAAAUGCUAUCCAUUCCAUUGGAGUGGGGCGUUGAAAACCUUUGUUCCCGAUCGCGACAUCACCUGCCAGCUGUGGAGAUACAAUGAUUGCACCGCCCGCGGUGAUUACUAUACCGACAAGAAAAUGAAGGAAGACUACCUGAUGAACGCCACACAGAUGGCCUUAAUGAGGGGCUUGCCUGUUGGUUAUGUGCCGAGAGUCACUUGGCCCGGCAUCGAGAAUUACAUGGACAACAAGAUGUGUGAAUUCUACCGGAUCAAUAUCGAUUAUGGGACCCCCCAGGGCUUCAAAUGCUUCAAACUAGGCACGGGUGGCCCAGUGGGCCUAGGCACUUAG